Molecule: messenger RNA, 12252 nt
Organism: Trypanosoma brucei brucei TREU927
Lineage: Eukaryota; Euglenozoa; Kinetoplastea; Trypanosomatida; Trypanosomatidae
Exons: 1
Coding region: 1-12252 (4083 amino acids)
Source: RefSeq, a predicted model, not a curated record
AUGCCCUUCGCUCCCCAGGGACCUGUGAUGGACCUGUACAACUCUGAUGAAGGGGAUCUCCUCGCAAUCAGGAGUGAAAUGUGGAUGUGCGCAGACAGUGAAAAGAUGUUCAAGGUGGGCGCUGGCCGGGGGUCAAAGAACAUUGUGAGCAUUGAAAACGGGCAUUUCUUUGUUUACUCCACUUGCGGAAAGCAGUCGCGGUUGAUUAAGGACGUCCCCUUUCAUUCAGUAAAGCGCACUGCGUCAUUUGUACAUGAUCCAAAGGUGUCUGGUGCGUCCACUGUGUCUGGGAUGCAAACGGCGGCUUCGUCCUCGUCAUCUUCAGCACGAUCACGAGAUAGGCGUGCGGAUGUCCAGGUGCCUCCUUACUACUAUCUCGUACUGGAGUUCGUACGGGAUAAAACGGUAGCCGAGUCGACAAACCUAGCAAAGCGUGAGCACGUUGUGUUAUGCACGGAUAACGUGCAGGAUUUUCAGUACUGGCAGCAAUUCGUUGGGAGGUAUAAGUGUCAGUUGAAUCGCACUCAGCGACCUGAUGAGAGUGUAGUGGGAGGGCGACGAAGUGGGAAAGGGUGUGUGAAAAGCGCAUCACAUAAGGAGUGUGAUGAUAGUGGAAGUGAUGAGACGAACCUGGACAUCAGCACACUCACAAUGAAACUAGAUGAGUUGCAGGAGUGGAAACGAAUAGCAGUAGACCUCGCGGAUGCGGUGGCGUCGUCGGGGGCGUUCCCUAACUGUAGACGAGAAUCGUUAUCGAAUACGGAACCAAAUGUGGAGUUUAGUCUGAAAUACGUAGAAAAACUGCUUGGUGAGCUGCGGAAAGGGGUGGAUUGCCGGUUGAAUACACUGAACGAGACACAGCCUCCGCUGCCGCUGGUUAAAGAUCUUAAACAGCAACUGGAAUUGUGGAACAGUCUGUACGACAGAACCUUCUCUGACGACCGCACUUCCGAAGCGAGGGGGCUUUUCACAAAAGAGCGGCAACAAGUGCGUGUGCAACGAAUGGAAAACAUUAUUGCGAGGGAACGUACAGAGGGGUGCACAAAAUUGUCCCCAGUUGUAAGCCGGAGGGAGCUCGUAACAUCACCUGAGGAGUGGUUGCAACUUCCCUGCUUGUCUACCUUAAGUGACGCUGAUAGUGCACAAAACUUAGUUGGAGGACAACGCGAGGGGGGAGUCUUAGACGGUAGCGCAAUUACACUGUUAAGCAGUAGCACAGUCCAUGCGGAUGCACCUCAGGAAGUGUGGCAACGAGAGCGGAACUUGAGUAGUGCAAAUGAAGGUGAUAUGUUCGCCGAAUUGCGGGCGGCGCACCGCAACCUAGGACUGAGAUCAGCUCCUCAACACGAGUUCCACCAGCUGGAACGCGAGAAGAAAAAUACAGAGCGGCUCGCCCGCGAAGGACUCCGUGCUUACACGGAGGCGACAAUUGUACUUCUUCAGGCGUGUUAUAGCGAGUACGUAACGGUGGUGGAAUGUGUGCUAUCUGCCAUAAGCGGCGGCGUGGACACACGCGGCGAAAGAAGGCUUGUUACGGCGUAUGCGCACCUGCAGACGGUUGCAGCACUGGAUGAAGCCCGCCGUGCCGCCACGGCGAAGCAGACUCUUCUAGAGAAUCUUGUGAACGAACUCAAGGACCUCCAAAAGACGCGGGACGAAGAGAUUAACGCAUUACGCAAAACCUUUUUUCGAGCCAAAGACGGAUGGGAGAGUGAUCUCGCAGUAUUGCAAACAAAGUUAAGGACACUGCAGAACACAAUGACACAGACAACAGUCGUCGUGCCUUCCGACACGGUGUCAUUCCCGCCUCUAGAAAGGGCUCUUUGCGGUGGUGAAAGCAGCCAAGAACUGGGGAGGGACAGUGGUGAAGACAAAGUCUCAAACACUAAAAUCGAGAGCGUAGACAAAGCAAGUUAUGAUGAAUGUGAUGAAGCGGAUAGCGACGAAUCCAUUAGGCGGUGGGCAACGCGGCUCACGUGCAGCCACGGUGAACAACGUGGCCACAUUAUAGCGUUCCGUUUAGAACGGUUCUUUCACUGGACACUCGAGAACGUCGUACCACUAUGCUCCGGCGCAGACACAAACUGUUUGUUAGAACUCGUCAUGCGUGCGUUAAGUAAUCACAUAACACUACUUCAAGCUGCAGGUGAGGUCUUCGGUACACAGGAUGUCAAAGUUAGCGUGGACGACAACGGCGUCCGCGAGAGUAGAGACUUAUGCAGUUCAAUCCGAGACUUACACACGCAACACAGCACCCUGAAGCAUCUAGUAGGCAAAUAUAUUGCCCUCACGGAAAAUGAAGAAGACAGCCCCGUACUAAGAUGCGACGAAUUGGAAAAGCAAUUACAGCUCCACCAGUUUAAUACAGCCACAUUAGAUCAUAUAAACAGCCUAUUAGGAACUGACAACAUGACCAUAAAAAGGCGAAUACAGGAUAUGAUUCAAAACGAAGAGCAGCUCCUCAGAAUACAGGAAAUCACAGGAUCAAAAAGAGAAAUAUGCACAGUACAACACGUGCGACAAAAACACGAAGAACUUCGACAAAUGAGCGAACUGAUUAAUCGAUUAGAUCAGUCACGAAUGCACCAAGAAAAAGAUCUAACAACACAAAAUUACGAAGCCUUCACACAAAUGAACACAUCCGUCAAGAAAGCAGAGGAAAUAAUAGAAAAUACAACGAAAAAAUACAACGAGCUACAGCUACGAAUAGACUUCGACAAAAUAGAAUUCAAUGAACGCCUCCAAAUAGUACACGAAUACUACAACGAACAUCCACAGCAUUACCAUAACAACAAGAUAAACAAACAAAUCGAAGAACUAAAUGAAAUAAUAGAAAAACAACAAAAUCUCAUUGGACAUCAAGAUAAAAAAGAAAAAAAAACGGAAAGAAACUCAUCUACACGUGCCCAGUGCCUACAAGGUAUUGAGUCAGCUCUGGCUGUGCUUGGUACAACGGAGGCAGAAAUGCCACUGGCAUCAGCAAUUCAGCGUGCUGCCGAGGAAGCUAAGGUUAGGGAAGACACACUGAAGCAAGAGCUAGACGAGGCUAUGGGACGGGAAACUGCUCUGGAGGAACAACUGCGCAAUCUGUCGCAAGCAACUAUCGCACUACAAGGUACACUGUAUGGUGGAGAAAUGCCUACGGGGAAUGAUGGAUCUGCCUUGGAUGUUGGUCAUGCUGCUAUGAGUGCACUGGAGCGUAUGCGUGAGGACGCUGCUAAGGCAUCGGGGGUCAUGACUGCCGCUAUGCAGGAAGGAGAAAUGAGUGUACCCCUGUUAGCAAAAUGUCACCAUAUGGCAGAGACCACGAAUGCAUUACGCGACAGUGAAAAGCAUUACCGUGCGCUUGUAGGGGAGGACGUCAAGAAGGAUAGCGGUUCCACUGGAACAGAUGACUCAUCUACACGUGCCCAGUGCCUACAAGGUAUUGAGUCAGCUCUGGCUGUGCUUGGUACAACGGAGGCAGAAAUGCCACUGGCAUCAGCAAUUCAGCGUGCUGCCGAGGAAGCUAAGGUUAGGGAAGACACACUGAAGCAAGAGCUAGACGAGGCUAUGGGACGGGAAACUGCUCUGGAGGAACAACUGCGCAAUCUGUCGCAAGCAACUAUCGCACUACAAGGUACACUGUAUGGUGGAGAAAUGCCUACGGGGAAUGAUGGAUCUGCCUUGGAUGUUGGUCAUGCUGCUAUGAGUGCACUGGAGCGUAUGCGUGAGGACGCUGCUAAGGCAUCGGGGGUCAUGACUGCCGCUAUGCAGGAAGGAGAAAUGAGUGUACCCCUGUUAGCAAAAUGCCACCAUAUGGCAGAGACCACGAAUGCAUUACGCGACAGUGAAAAGCAUUACCGUGCGCUUGUAGGGGAGGACGUCAAGAAGGAUAGCGGUUCCACUGGAACAGAUGACUCAUCUACACGUGCCCAGUGCCUACAAGGUAUUGAGUCAGCUCUGGCUGUGCUUGGUACAACGGAGGCAGAAAUGCCACUGGCAUCAGCAAUUCAGCGUGCUGCCGAGGAAGCUAAGGUUAGGGAAGACACACUGAAGCAAGAGCUAGACGAGGCUAUGGGACGGGAAACUGCUCUGGAGGAACAACUGCGCAAUCUGUCGCAAGCAACUAUCGCACUACAAGGUACACUGUAUGGUGGAGAAAUGCCUACGGGGAAUGAUGGAUCUGCCUUGGAUGUUGGUCAUGCUGCUAUGAGUGCACUGGAGCGUAUGCGUGAGGACGCUGCUAAGGCAUCGGGGGUCAUGACUGCCGCUAUGCAGGAAGGAGAAAUGAGUGUACCCCUGUUAGCAAAAUGCCACCAUAUGGCAGAGACCACGAAUGCAUUACGCGACAGUGAAAAGCAUUACCGUGCGCUUGUAGGGGAGGACGUCAAGAAGGAUAGCGGUUCCACUGGAACAGAUGACUCAUCUACACGUGCCCAGUGCCUACAAGGUAUUGAGUCAGCUCUGGCUGUGCUUGGUACAACGGAGGCAGAAAUGCCACUGGCAUCAGCAAUUCAGCGUGCUGCCGAGGAAGCUAAGGUUAGGGAAGACACACUGAAGCAAGAGCUAGACGAGGCUAUGGGACGGGAAACUGCUCUGGAGGAACAACUGCGCAAUCUGUCGCAAGCAACUAUCGCACUACAAGGUACACUGUAUGGUGGAGAAAUGCCUACGGGGAAUGAUGGAUCUGCCUUGGAUGUUGGUCAUGCUGCUAUGAGUGCACUGGAGCGUAUGCGUGAGGACGCUGCUAAGGCAUCGGGGGUCAUGACUGCCGCUAUGCAGGAAGGAGAAAUGAGUGUACCCCUGUUAGCAAAAUGCCACCAUAUGGCAGAGACCACGAAUGCAUUACGCGACAGUGAAAAGCAUUACCGUGCGCUUGUAGGGGAGGACGUCAAGAAGGAUAGCGGUUCCACUGGAACAGAUGACUCAUCUACACGUGCCCAGUGCCUACAAGGUAUUGAGUCAGCUCUGGCUGUGCUUGGUACAACGGAGGCAGAAAUGCCACUGGCAUCAGCAAUUCAGCGUGCUGCCGAGGAAGCUAAGGUUAGGGAAGACACACUGAGGCAAGAGCUAGACGAGGCUAUGGGACGGGAAACUGCUCUGGAGGAACAACUGCGCAAUCUGUCGCAAGCAACUAUCGCACUACAAGGUACAGUAUGUGAAGAUGGUGCGGAUGUGAGUUGUGAUAUUUCUACUUUUGAUCUUUGUAGUGUGGCAUUUCUUUCUUUGGGUGUUAUUGAAAGUGCUUUUGAGUGUUCAAUAUCUCGUGAAGUCUCCCUGAAGAAACAGGUGGAAGAGGCUCAUAAAAGAGAAGUUGCGCUCAGGUCUCGAUUGAAGUCUUUGGCGAGUGCGGCAACAGCUGUUCAGAGUACAUUGGACGGAAAUGCUUCUCCAGAAAGAGUUAGUCCCAAGGAGUCUUCUAUUUGUUCUGGUGAUGAAGUGGAUGGUGACGAUGCUUUUGUUGAUCCUUUUGUUGCCGUUCAACGUGCUGCAGAGGAGUCAAAGGCUUGUAGGAAUGCACUGGAAGAAAAACUGAAGGAGGGUGCUGCACGGAUUGACGCUGUUGAGGGACGGCUCUUGCAACUUUCACGUUCCAUUAUUUGUCUGCACUCUAAGUUGUUUGAUGCAGAAAUAGGUGGCAAUGGUGAGGAACGCGCCGUGGAGUUAAGUGAGUUGGCUCUUGUUGCUGCUGAUGCCAUUGAAAACGCUUUUGAGUGUUCAAUAUCUCGUGAAGUUUCCCUGAAGAAAAAGGUGGAAGAGGCUCAUAAAAGAGAAGUUGCCCUUAAAACGCGUUUGAAAUGCUUGGUUGGUGCGGCAACAGCUGUUCAGUGUACGUUGGAAGGUGGGAAUUAUUCCUGCACCGCAGAUGACCCUUUAAGUUUGUCGGGUUGUGAUAUGUCUGCCUCUACCAACCUGGACGAUUCUGUACUGGGAUCUGUCGCGGCAAUUCAGCGUGCUGCCGAGGAAGCUAAGGUUAGGGAAGACACACUGAAGCAAGAGCUAGACGAGGCUAUGGGACGGGAAACUGCUCUGGAGGAACAACUGCGCAAUCUGUCGCAAGCAACUAUCGCACUACAAGGUACACUGUAUGGUGGAGAAAUGCCUACGGGGAAUGAUGGAUCUGCCUUGGAUGUUGGUCAUGCUGCUAUGAGUGCACUGGAGCGUAUGCGUGAGGACGCUGCUAAGGCAUCGGGGGUCAUGACUGCCGCUAUGCAGGAAGGAGAAAUGAGUGUACCCCUGUUAGCAAAAUGCCACCAUAUGGCAGAGACCACGAAUGCAUUGAAUGAGAACGACCGCGAGCUGCGGAUGAUGUCCAGAAACUUAUCCUUUCAACUCUCUGUAGCUAUGUUGUUUUUGGAAGAGGCUGAAGAACGACUAACCCAUGUUGUUCGGUAUGGAUGGGUCCCGGCGAAAGUUGUUUCUGCCGCACUCUGUGGUUGGUUAGUGUUGUGUUGUGCGGGAGAUUUAUUUCACUGCAGCUCUGGCGACACUAUUUCUACCUUGGUUGAUGUGCGGAAGGAGUUGGAUGAUCUUCGGAAGCUGUGUGGUUCUCAGAAUGCCUUCGAUCACGGGGAAGUUGCGAAUGUGUCGCGGUCGGAAUGCUUGCUCGCGAUUAAGCGAUCCGUCGCUUCUCUUUGCGCUGAUGGCGCCGCAGAUCCGUCGUUACCUCUCCCAACUCAGUUGCAGAAGUGCGUGCAGUCAACCGUGGACGAAAUGUAUCGCCUUCGUGAUGACGCGGAUAGUGCGUUGAGUGAAAACGUCAGACUAAAACGGGAUUUGCAGAUGGUUGUCGGGGGCUGUGAAACCUCCCUCGAGUAUUUGGGAAGUGCGUGUGGAUCCUCUUUGUGUCCCGCACUCAGUCCGCGAUCAGGUGUAGCAGCGGUGUCUAACCUCGUCGUAAUGACGGCACGAAUUGCAAGUGAGAAAUUGUCGAGUCUGCGAUCCGUGUGUGAGGAAUGUAACUCUGUUAUUGAGCGUGCCCGUAGGAGAGAAGAGCGGUCUCACUCGCGGGAGUCUUCGCCAGCGUCACAUCGUGUAGAGGAUGGCGCAGAGGCUUUACUUGUGGAGCGUUGCAAAGAGCUGGUGUCGGAGCUGCUCGUGUUGCGUACCGAUCGACGGACUAGCACGGCUGCAAUAGACCAGAGGCUUAUGGAGAGUGAGUUGAUGGUGACAUCCGUACGAAAUGCCAUAGAGAACCUACGAACUUCCCUUGAUAUCGAUGUACCUAUCGGCACACCUGCCCUGGAUUUAGUAAGGACUUCUGGUAGUUGUGGAGAAGCAGUUGAAGGUGCUAUCAGUGAGAAAAGGCAAGUUUCCGCCACCGGACCGAGUUUAGCGGAACUGGACACCUCUAUCCGUACCCAGCUCGAACUCUGCGUGCUUGCAGUGAUCAGACAAUUACGUGAAAAGGACCGGGUAAUUUCCGCUGCGGCAACUUUGUUGGGAGAUGCGCUGCGUUCAUGCUCCAGUGCCAUUAGAGACGAAGUUACUACUGAUUCGCUUUUAGCGGUUGCAAGCGGUACUGCUCACAGUCUGCACUCCCUAUUCUCAGAGUUACAGAGUGUUCGUGCGUCGCUUAAACAAUCGCAGCACCACACGGAAGAGCUGCGUACGCGGUUGGAGGGGGGAGAAACAACGCAGCUGGCAACUCUGGAGGCGCAGACGGAGUCAGUUGCCACAGCGGAACGGCUACUUAAUGAGGCACUACAACGACAAGUUGCGGCAUCAGCGCAAACAGCAAGACUACAGCGGACGCUCAUGGACUUCGCAGGAAGCAUAGCAGCUUCAACGCUUUAUGCUGACGAUGCAGGUGACCGCGUUGAUAAAACGGGAGAUGUGGGGGCGUCGGUUUCCGUAGUGGAAGAGAGAUGGCUAGACGGUAUUGUAAGGCACGUUGCUCAGCGCAUGCAGGAGUCUGAAAGUCUUAAGGGAAAGCUGAAGUUGGUUACAUCAGAAUUGGAGAGUGUACGAAUAAGGAUGACCGCUACUGAGGUGGCUGCACGGGAAGCAGAAUUGAAUGCGCAGAGUGUGGAAGUCGGUAAUCUCACGCGGAUAGCUGAAGCAACGGCUCGUGUCGAGUUACUUCGCAACGCACUCAGUGAAAGAAGCGUGGAGUUGCAGAAGAUGCACCAGCGUGUAGAGCGUCAUGAGAAACAGGUGGAAACUCUGAAGGCGGAGAUUUCAAACGAUGCGCGUUCUUUUGACAACGAGCGCUGCAGCCUCCUGCGAGCGCAAUCCACGUUGCUAGCAGAAAAUACACUGAAACAGCAACAACUGGAUGAACUUCGCCAAAAGCUAUGGGAAGGUGAGAAAAGUCUCCACGAGUUCCUUCAUAAUUCUCGAGUGGUGUCGUUGGUCGAUGCCACAAAUAAAAUACGGAGCCUCUCGGCCAACGCCGUGUGCGGGGUUUUAAUGCUUGACGAAAUGGAGCGACGCUCCGAGAUACUUCAGAGCUAUAUACUGAGUUUCCCGACGCAGGAAAGUACCCUUCUGAGUGUUUGUGCUUGCAUUGCUAGCACCCUUUCUGAGCGUGAGGUGCAACGACUGCCUGACAGCGUGCACCGACUUAACCAGCGGGUGCAGAAGUACAAACAUUUGCUAGGAAACCCCACCAAAGUGCCAGGACCUACGCGAGCAGUGGCCGUUUUAGCCUUGCAAAAGUUGGCUGAAACAGUGGAGCUAGCGGAAUCCGUGAGCAGCACAUCCUUUGUUUCUAAUUUGAUCGCAGCCGUUGCCGAUUUUCGGACUAGGUAUCUAAUAGCGAACGAGCGGAUAGCUAAACUGGAAAAGGAAGUGAAUAGCGGCGGAACAUUAAUGGAGAUGUGUGACAGACGGGUAUGGGAAAUGGUUAAGUUGCUCCGACAGGCCAACAGUGUCGGAGGGUUACACAGUGGGUCGCAGGAAGGGCCGCGGGGAGAGUGCCAAACCGACGUUGUAGACUUUUCAGUUGCUCAACUUGACGCCCUUCAGAGCUUGGCUUUAGAGUGUGGAAUUGCUGCUAAAUAUAUCCAUCGUCAUACCGAAGCAAACAGGAAGGCAUUGGAAACUCUGCGUCAUGUAUAUGACGGCGAAUCGAUAUUCGAAGCUUGUAGUCACGCCAAUGAAAUGAUGAUGAAGUACCGUGAGUCUGAGGAAGACUUGCGGGCUCAACUACUGGACGUACGUUCGCAGUUGGAAGCAUGUCGACACAGCAUUGAGGAAAGCUUUAGUGUGUUCGCCGAGACGAGUACGUUGAAUGAUGCUAAAAAGGUUGAGUUUCUCCAACAACAGUGUGCUGCCGCUGCGGCGGAAUUAAGGCGUCUCAAAGAUGAAGCGCGCGUAGCACAGGGCCUUCUUGCAAGCGCUGGGCACGAUACCCAUGACGGUGAUAUCUGCAGGAACCUCGCAGAGUUGUUGAAAGAAGAAGAAAAGCAGCGAGAGUGUGUGAACCUACUCCAGUCGGAGAAGAAAUGCGCGCGAAAGCAGUUGCAAGAAUUAGGGAACAAACUGAGAGCAACGGAAGAAAUGAGGAACGCUGAACUAGAAGAGGUGCAAAACCGCAAUGACACAUUGCGCACACGCUUGGAGGAACAGUCGAGGCAAAACAAUGAAUGGUGUCAAUUUGUUUCGACAUGUGCCGGUGUUGUUGGAUGCCCUGUGGAGAACAUGCAGUUUGAAAAGAGCAAAAAUAAGAUACUUCAAACUUUAAGGAAUGUAGCCUCUUCGCAAUCCGUAUGCGCUGAGGCGGGAAUACUCUGCACAACCGCGCAGGAGGAACAACUGCAGUGCCAUCGCGAGGGGGCGAACGCGGCCGUUGCGCGUCUGGACAUGCCAGGUAGCGAAAGAUACCGCUGCCAACUGCUAGAGUUUGUGGGAAGUGUCGAAGAAGUCCUUUCCGAGUUGUGUCCCGAGAAGUCUGAAAGCUUUCUAACAACCAAAGAUGCUCCUUUGGAGCUCCGCGUGUGCCAGGCGGCUGGACAACUGUGUUCGGCAAAAGAUACUGUGCAGGCGAACAUACAAAAACUGGAGGCUGAAAUUGCUUCUGCCAAGAAGAAAAACAAAGCUCAAAAAAGAGAGAUGGAAGAUGCGAGGAAGGCCCUUCACAAGGAACUUGAGGUUGGCGGCCCGGCGGUUGCAUCUUGUGCUCUUUCAACACUUACUGAAGGCAUUCGAAAAAAACUCCGUGAGACGCUUGACGAAAAUCGAAAACUGGGAACGGCCUUGGAGGAGCUACGCAUCGAUAAUGCGCAACUGGAGAGGACUCUAAGGUGUGUGGAACAACAACUCUCUGAGACGCAUACGCAACUACAGUGCAUCACAGAGUCAAAUGGUGAAUGCAGAGGUCAAAAUGCCACCCUGCAGGAGAGAGUUGACCCGCUUACUGAACCUACUGAAGAGGCUUCCAGGAAGUUCAGGAGCCCAACUCAGUCACCCGACAUUGAUGCUGAUGCCGCCGGCCUUGCGCAAGUUCACGAAGUUUGCUUCGGUAGGGGGCCGAGCAUACAACACCGCAGUGAGGAACCACGGGAGUUUGAGGAUAAUCUAAGGGGUAACUGCCGCAGUGAUGCCGCUGCUGUGAUGGACGUAGGUGUAGCGCCGAAAGAACAGCGUUCACUCCUGGAGAGGCUGCAGCAGGUGACCAAGGAACGCGACGUCUUGACAUUGGAAUCGGAAAAACUCGUUGAACGUGUGCAGAGUGUGCUUUAUGAGCACUUGAACGUCCAGCAGGAAUUACUUUCCUAUUGUAGUAACGCAAAUGAAAAUGAGUUGGGGGAAAGCGACACAACCGUGGGGGAUAUUGUCCAGCUUUGCGUUGAGCGUCUGGAGCACUACCUCUCUGAAACAAAGACGCUGAGGGAAGACGCUACCUCCGCAAAACUAGAAAGCGCACGGAUGGCAGAAGAGGUGGCUGCACUACGGGGUCGCAUCAAACACCUCCAGGACGACAACCACGUAGCGGAACGGGACUCACUCAGGCAAAAUGCAGAAUUCGAGAGUCUGUCACGUCAGCUGCAGGCGUUCUUUAACGAUGCAUUGCACAUGGCAGUCAAUGACCUGCGACUCCGCUUGCCACCUGUCACAGACACAAGCGCCAUCGGGGCACUCUACGGUCUCCAGUCUCUUUUCGACUGCAUGCUAAGUAAAUGUCGUGAUUCUAUUGCUUUCGAUGAAGAAAAGCUAAAUUGCAGACUGAACGAACUGAAAGGAAAGCAUGCGAAGGAUUUAAAGAGUUUGCAUCGCGUUUUUUGCGCCCACGUGACGACGUACACGGACGACCCAAAUGACGAGGACUCUGCUCGUAGCGAAGGUGACGGCAGCAGUCCCGUCAAUUUGCCCACCACCGACAGGCUCAGCGGAGGGCUCACACCAGAACAUAUUGUUGCUGCGGGAGACGCACUGCAUCACGUGCACAGCAACGUUUGUCACAUUGUAUGGGCAUGUAUACGACAUGCGGAGAGGGCGCCCCCUCCUUCAUUACAUACAAUGGGCCUACCCGCGCUAACAGCACUUUUAGGGGAGGUUGUCGUUGCCUCACUAGAGCGGGCGGAGCUGCUGCAAGGGGCGAUGGUGGCUGGGUCGAGGGCACUUGGAAUUCUUCCAGUGGACCCUUCUUUAAACCAGCAGCACAUGGAGGAAUGGUUAGAAUGUUUUACCUCAGAAAUUCAGCGCGUUCAGCGAAGCGGUGAAGGUUGUGAGCUCUUGCUUAAUCAUUUAGAGAUUCUCCUACAAGACCACGGGAUCAGCGUCGGAGAGUUAGUCAGCAACAGCCGCAGCCAAAGCACACUCAGUAAUGUUGGUCGACUUUCACAAGACAACCAACUUGGCUCACCCCGUGGUCCCAGCAGCAGCGUGGCGGUGCAGGAUGUCAUGGAGUUUCGCUCUCGUGCACUGCUCGGUGCGUUGCGCGACCUUAUUGCACAAUUUGAGCACCGCUACAGCACACUGACGUCCGAGUGGCAGGCACUAACAGAUCAAAACAACCGGCUCAAGACUUCACAGCAGGCAAAUGAGGAGGAGUUUGCACGCGUCCAGGAGCAAAUGCAAGAGCUGCGGCAUGCUGUAAGAAAGAAGGUUGAAGACGACCGCAAAGUGGAGCAGAGCUUACGUGAUCUAGACAACCAUCUCGACAUGCAAGCAAGGGAGCUUGCCAUGAAGUAUCGUGCAGACCAAGAGGCGAUUUCCAGGCAGUUUGCAGAGUUGCGUGGGUCGAUUCGCAGGGUGGUAAUACCAACACAAGAGCAGUUGGGGACGCCGUCUCCGAAAUACGAUUUCGUGUACCCUAGGGAAUAA